Sycon ciliatum is the source of this 3242-nucleotide messenger RNA. Its product is annotated as aldehyde dehydrogenase family 16 member A1-like. The transcript has 13 exons. Gene Ontology annotation, molecular function: oxidoreductase activity, acting on the aldehyde or oxo group of donors, NAD or NADP as acceptor. The record is from RefSeq and is a predicted model, not a curated record. The coding region runs from base 71 to 2650 and encodes 859 amino acids. NCBI's taxonomy places the organism in Eukaryota, Metazoa, Porifera, Calcarea, Leucosolenida, Sycettidae.
GUGACGCCUUCUCUUUGGUUUGUUCGUGUGUUUUUUUUUAAUUCUUGACGAAGUAGCCACUCUCCCAGCCAUGGCAUCCACGUCGGUGAACGGUGGGACAAAGCGAGGUUCAAGAAAGCGCCCAUCGCAGGGUGAAGUUGAUGCUCCCCCUGCCAAGGCAGCUCGACCUGCGCCGACUGGAAAGCCUUCGCUGGCUGAAAUAUUCGAAACUCUGGAAUAUGGGCCAGCCCCAGAAUCGGCUGCUGUUGCCAACGAGUGGCUGGAGGAACGUGGCCGUGCCCUUGGACAUUUCAUAGAUGGGAAAUGGUACAAGCCAGAUGGUAGAAACACGUAUGAUUCCACGAACCCGGCCACUGGGGAGAAGCUAGCUACCACGUUGCAGGGCACUGCUGAGGAUGUGGAUGUAGCUGUGGCAGCAGCACGUAAAGCCUACAAAUCCUGGAGCACUGCACCAGGACACGUACGUGCGCGUCAUCUCUAUGCCAUCGCUCGCAAUGUCCAGAAGCACAUGCGUCUCCUGGCCGUCCUCGAAUCCAUGGACAAUGGUAAGACCAUCCGUGAGACACGUGACUGCGAUGUGCCACUUGUCGCUCGUCAUUUCUAUCACCACGCUGGAUGGGCACAGCUGCUCAAGACGGAGUUCCCCACCUGGAAGUCAGUCGGAGUUGUCGGUGCUAUCGUUCCCUGGAAUUUCCCGCUCAUGCUCCUCACGUGGAAGGUGUGCCCUGCCUUGGCUGCUGGCAAUACGGUUGUGUUGAAACCUGCUUCAUACACUCGCCUUACAGCCUUGCUGCUCGCGGAGAUCUGCUCUGAGGCGGGUCUUCCCCCGGGCGUGUUCAACGUUGUGACGGGAAACGGUGCCUUUGGCAGCAAGUUGGCUGAGCAUACCGACGUUGACAAGGUGGCAUUCACUGGCUCGACUGGAGUCGGUCAACUGCUACGCCGUUCCACGGCUGGCACAGGCAAGAGGCUUUCCCUGGAGCUUGGCGGCAAGUCGCCGUUCGUUGUGUUUGACUCAGCCGACUUGGAUGCUGCUGUGGAAGGAGCAGUUGAUGCCAUUUGGUUCAACCAGGGCCAGGUUUGCUCCGCCGGCUCACGAAUGAUCGUGCAGGAGAAUAUCUAUGACACGAUGGUGGCGAAGCUGAAGGAGCGCAUGGCUCGCCUGCGCCUCGGCAGCUCCAUGGACAAGUGCAUGGACAUGGGCGCCAUUGUGGACGAGUCUCAGCGACGCUCCAUCGACGAGUUUGUGCAGCGCGCCAAGAAAGAGGGUGCCGAUGUGCAUCAAGCCUGUGCCUGCAUGCCAGAGAAAGGCUGCUACUAUCCGCCAACUCUUGUCACCAACGUCUCCACCGUGUCUUACAUUGUCCAGGAAGAGGUCUUCGGCCCUGUUCUCACAGUGCUGACGUUCCGUACUCCCAAGGAGGCCAUUGCCCUGGCCAACAACACCAAGUUUGGCCUGGCCGCCAGCGUAUGGUCGGAGAAGAUCAACGUUGCUCUGGAGACGGCUAUCUCGAUCAAGGCCGGCGCAGUGUGGGUCAACGGUCACAACAUGUUUGACGCCGCAGCCGGCUUCGGCGGCUAUCGUGAGAGUGGAUAUGGCCGUGACGGUGGAAAGGAGGGUAUGUAUGAGUACCUACGACCGAGCUGGGAGGAGCGCGCCCGGCCGGUCGUCGACGAGAAGAAACUGGCCACGUUUGCAACCACUGUGCCCGGCCGGCCUCUCAACCCCAACGAUGGCCAUGGAGCUCUUAUCCAUCCCAUCGGAGAGCAGUCCGGACACAUCGUGCCCAGCAUUGACCGCACUGUCAAGUUGUACAUUGGCGGAGCACAGAAGCGGCCUGAUGCCACCUAUUCUCGGGCUGUCCUGGGUGCCGAUGGCCAAGUCAUUAGCAACGUCGGCGAGGGUAAUCGCAAGGACAUCAGAGAGGCCGUUGAGGCUGCUUACAAGGCAGCGCCUGGCUGGGGCAAACGUGCAGCACACAACCGUGCACAGAUAACCUACUACAUGGCCGAGAACCUGGAGCUGCGUCGCCAGGAGUUUGCCGGGCGCAUCUCGGCCAUGACCGGGCGUGACAUGCAGAGUGCGCUGAAGGAGGUGGACCAGUCCAUCGAGCGCCUCUACCACUGGGGUGCCUAUGCUGACAAAUUUGGAGGCAGUGUUCAGGAGACAACACUCUAUGGUGCUACAGUCAAGAUCCACGAGCCAGCUGGUGUGAUCGGCAUUGCAUGUCCAGACGAGUACCCUCUGUUGGCGUUUGUCUCGCUCUUCGCCCCUGCCGUGGUGCGUGGCAACACGAUUAUCAUUGUGCCCAGCGAGAAGCACCCACUGUCGGCGUGUGAUCUCUAUCAGGUAUUUGACACAUCCGACUUGCCUGGCGGUGUCGUGAAUAUUGUGACCGGAGACCGUGAUCAUCUCAGCAAGUACCUGGUUGAGCAUCAGAACAUCGAGGCCAUGUGGUACUUUGGCUCAGCCGAAGGUAGCCGCUUUGUGGAGGCCACGUCGGCAGUCAACGUGAAGCGCACCUGGGUCAACUACGGUGUGAGUCGCGACUGGAGCGAUGACGAGCAAGGCCACGGCGAAGAAUUCCUCAUCCAGUCCGUUGAAUGCAAGAACAUCUGGCUGCCGAUGGGCGAAAUCUUCGCCAACUAAGAGAAUGUAGUCAGCACGGCGGAUUUUAACCUAGGCUUCCGCUUCUGGACACACCUGUAGCAGUGCCCCGAUAUUGGUGGCAGCUAACUGGUGUGCCCACUCUUCACCAAUACAAGUCAGCUCAGCAUGGGCAUGCCAUUGCUCUGUCCUGCUCUCAGUGUGGUCAUGCCAUUGCUCUGUCCUGCUGCUUUUCAAAGAAGAACUCAACCAAGUUCGUACAGUUGACCGUUUUUAGUUUCUUGUCGUGUCGUAGCUCUCCAGAUCAUUUCUUUGAUUGGUUUGCUGAGCUUCUCCACCAUGUAAACCACCAGGUGGGAGUUUGUUUUAGACUUUAGCUGCAUGCAGGCAUGCAACGAAUUACAGAGGAUUUCCUUGUCAUUUCAUUUCUAGUAACUUCCGAACAUGUACUUUUAGCAGUACAUUUCGGUACUUUUUAUUGCGAUAACUUUUAUUAAUUUUUAACCAGUCAUCCCUGGCGCCAUGGCCUGCAGUUACAUAUUAUAACACUACUUUGUUUAAUGUCCAAGAAUCUUCCGAUGGUUUUGGUAACUCUUUCACUAAUUCCUACCCAUGAGAAAGUGGGUAAUCCUUG